Molecule: messenger RNA, 615 nt
Organism: Iphiclides podalirius (scarce swallowtail)
Lineage: Eukaryota; Metazoa; Arthropoda; Insecta; Lepidoptera; Papilionidae
Source: the annotation of a GenBank genome assembly
AUGAGGAAACCAGAAUACCAGAAAUAUCUAAUAGAAUACUCUUCAAAAGACUACCUAGUAGUGGGGAUCGAACCCACACCCUCUGGCGCAGAAGGCAGGUACACUACCGACUACGCCAUUCGGGUCGUCGAUGUUGUCGGAGAGAGAGAGUACCACAAUGAAGCUAAUGAAGUCACAAGGUGCGCGCAGCAGACAGCCAACAGAACGAGAGGUAGCCGCAACACACCAAAUCGUUCUUCGUUUAGCAGUGGCCGAUUGACCCGAGGUGGAGCUGCACGGCAGACCACUUCAGCUUUGGUACCAGUUAGAGAGAAGCAGGCUAGAUGUCAAGCAUGCGGUCGGCAGCAUAGUACUUCAACGUGCAAAUUUAGAUUGUACACAUGCCGUGUGUGCAAUAAAGAGGGGCACCUUAUGAAGGUGUGUCCAAAAUACCGGUCAGGCCAGGUGUGUGCCCAGCCGGUGAAACGACUCGAAGAAACCUCGAGUGGAGAGGACACCGAUGAAGAAAUUAGGGAGGUAGCUCUACUGAAGAAAGAGUCCUUGAGGCACAAAGAAAACAAGUUGAAAAUGCAAGGGGCACCCAACGAAACUUUCAAGUCGGAGACCCAGUUUGGA